Molecule: messenger RNA, 1442 nt
Organism: Poecilia latipinna (sailfin molly)
Lineage: Eukaryota; Metazoa; Chordata; Actinopteri; Cyprinodontiformes; Poeciliidae
Product: zinc finger protein 316
Exons: 4
Coding region: 224-1342 (372 amino acids)
Biological process (GO): regulation of transcription by RNA polymerase II
Cellular component (GO): PcG protein complex; transcription regulator complex; chromatin
Molecular function (GO): DNA-binding transcription factor activity, RNA polymerase II-specific; RNA polymerase II cis-regulatory region sequence-specific DNA binding
Source: RefSeq, a predicted model, not a curated record
GCAUCCCAUUAAGCCUCUGACCCUUAUUUUGAAAAUUCAGCGCACACAGAGGGGAAGUCCAAACAACAUCUGCAGCAUCCGGCCGUUUUCCCUGAGCAGGUGAGCCGCUCUUCGGCUUCAAAAACGGUGUAGUUGUCUACAGAAAGCUGGAGGUCGCUGGAUCUCACCCUCCCGGCCUUACGGAGCUGCUGCUGCUGAGAUUUGCGCUCGUUUCCCCGCCAGAAUGAGCAGCUUGAAGGGGUUCCAGUCCCAGCUGUCGUCCAUCAUGGAGGCGCUGACCCGAGCCGCGGUGGCGGAGAUCUGCGGGCUGGUGGAUGACGGCUACGCCGUCCUGCAGCUGGAGAUCUCCCGCAGCCGCAAGGAGAACGAGGCGCUGCGGUCGAAGCUGGAGCUCAUCGAGUCCAUCAUCGCUCGGGGCAGCCGCCGGAGGGACGGCGGGCCGGAGGAUGCUGCAGCCGAGUUGGAAGCUGAAGCAUCUCUACAGCAGGUAAAACCCUCCAGCUUCAGAGGGCAUGGAUCCGUUCCUGCAGAGGACUCUGCUCCAGCUGCUGCGGAGGAGCCGAUCCAAAUGGAUCAGGACAUUGUUGUGAUCAAAGAGGACACAGAGGAGGAGAAGGACGACUCGCUGCUCCUGCAGGAGGACGGAACGGAGGCAGAACCGGGCCUCCCUGUGGGGCAGGAGGGCCCGUGCGGGAGGAAGAUCUCCGACAUGCGGUGUUGGGACCAGAGCAGCUCCUGCAGCGGGCGGCCGUCCCCGGGCCCGUCCGGCGCCGCCGAGGGCAGCUCUGCGGACUUUGACCUGGCCUCCGAGUCGGACAGCGGCGCUCUGUCUGCAGCGGACAUGAGGACCGGCUUCCUGCUGGGGUCUGGAGACGGACCGGCCGCUCUGCCCGGACUGUCAGACCUGAAGCGGGGCUCGGCUCUGGUCGGGUCCGUCCCCUGCGAUGUGGAUCUGGACCCCGGUGCCUCCUGGAGCAGCCAGGCUGUGCCCAGCAUGGUGCCGGUGCCGCACCGCUCCAUGCUGCUGGCGCUUGGCAGCUCCAGGCUCGACCCGCUGGAGCUCAGCCGGUUCUGCAGGGACCAGCGAUUUGCCUGUAGCUACUGCGGAAAAUGCUUCACAUCAUCGCGCAGCCUGGAGACGCACGUGCGCGUGCACACGGGCGAGAGGCCGUACAGCUGCGCGCAGUGCGGGAAGCGCUUCACGCAGUCGGGCCACCUGAAGACGCACCAGAGCGUCCACACGGGGGAGCGACCCUUCUCCUGCGAGCACUGCGGGAAACGCUUCGCGGCCAAGCAGAACCUGCGGAUCCACCAGCAGAAACAUCAUAUGGUGCCGCUUUGACUGGGCCAGAACCGAGCCCAGACCUGCUGACCCACAGACAGGGCUGGCCCAGGCCUUUAGGGACCCAAAGCAGAUUUUCACAUGGGGCCCCCCAUACCAA